AUUUCCAAAUUUCAAAUAGAUCCACAAAUUUAUAUUCUGCAAAUUUAGCAAAUUUUCGAAAUUUCAAACUUUCCAUCCCAAUUUCAGAGAACCAAAAUCUCGCCACCUCUGGUUAUCCUAAAUCGAUUAAAAAAUUCACGUACUAUGUUGAUUAAUGUAAGUAAAAGAUUUCGAAGUUCAUAUUUCUGGAUCAUUGUAUAACAUCGUAUAACCUGUAAUUAUUUUUUUAAGUAUUGUUGCUAUUUUUCACGCGUUCGUUUCGGAUGAAAUAUCGACCUUUGUAAAAAUGCUUUAUUUAAAGGAUAGAAGGGUUAAUGAAAUGUGGAAUACUUUGCAAAGAAUAGGAGCUUAUUUUGAGCACAAUCUUGCAACAAACAUACAGGGUGUUUCGAUAAUUGCGCAUCGCAUCCUGUGCAUAUUUUUCACGAAUCCUAUGGAAAAUGCUUGUUUACGUUUAUAAUUAUUUAAAAAAACAUCAACGCGGAUUGUGAAAUCGUCUAAUAGAUUUGUGUAAUAUAAUUAUGAUUAAACAGAAAUUUUUAUUAUAUUUGUUCUUUAAAACGUAUAUUGAUUCAUUUCUUUUUUAUUCUUUAUAUCCAAAUCCAAAAUUUAUUUUUUAUGAUGUGAUACAUUGUGAUUUAAACAGAAGAAAGGAGAUUUAUUUGUGAAUUUGUUGAUUCAAUUAUGAAUUGUGCAGAAUUUUAAUGUACAGGAAAUUCAGACUAUUUUGGGAUGGUGCAGGUUCAUCUGUAACAGUUAAUCGAUAAUUGUGCAUCCUUGGAGUGUCAUAAAGAGAAACGAUUAUCUCUAUUAUAGAUUUUUGCCACUCGGUUACACCAUCGAUGGUGCGGUUAAAAAUACAAUGCAUGUCCCGUUUCUUUCAAAAUGUUUACAAAUAUUUACAUAAUAAUCUUUCAAAAUUUGGUGUAGUUAUAAUUCAAUUUUUCUGUGUAUUCAUCAUUUUUUAUUUAAUACAAAAUUAUUUUUUAAUGAAGUUUGUUAAGAUCAUAAAAUAAACCCAGCAUAGUGUUAAAUUAAAAUUAUAGUCAGAUGCAUGUACAAUAAAUAUUGAACAUGUUAAUGUACUAUUACACAAAAUAAAACCACAAGAUCAUUCCUCAAGAACCAAUUCUUUCACCUGAUCGCAUUUCUCGUUUCAAACUCAACGUGAUUUAAUUUCGAUUGCAACAGACGUCCAUUUCAUCGCGAACUGUUAAAACCUCUAACGAAGAAGAAUUACUACAUGAGGAGCUCAUCAUAAAAGAAGAAUCACAAGAAACUUUGAUGACCUACGACUGUAGUGAACAGUUCAAAGAGAAAAAUCUCCCACAAGACAUGCAGACACACGAGACUUCAGUUGAGAAAGAAUCAACCUCCAAAGAAUCUUCUAUUCCCUCUCCGAAGCAGAAGAUCGACUCCAAAAGCGACGAAGGAUCAACCCUAAUCGCCCACACGACCAAGAACCACAAAGGUUCCCGCAAACGCAAGCUCAACAGCGAGAAGUUCCUGUGCACCAUAUGUGGACUGCUCUGUUCUCGAAAGGAAACCUUGAAGGCCCACCACGUGCGCAAACACACUCAGAAUUACGAGUUCAGCUGCGAAGAUUGUGGCAAGGAGUUCAAGAUCAAAAGUGAUCUAGCAACGCACAUCAGACUGAAUCACCAGGAACUUCCGGUGGCGUGCAACGUGUGCGGUAAAAUGUGUCAGAACAGUAACAGUUUGUACACUCAUCAGAAGCACGCGCACUUUAAAGCGAAAUUCGAGUGUCCCGUGUGUCAUAGGAGGCUGGUGAGCAAGGAGAACUUGGAGCAGCACAUAAAGUCGCAGCACGAGAAGAGGAAGAAGUUCGUGUGCGAGUGUGGGAAGUCGUUCUUCGAGAGACACCAUUUCGAGAAACACAAGCUGGUGCACACGGGUGUGAAACCGUAUAGGUGUUCGGUGUGCUGCAAGGCGUUUAGCACACAUAGUAGUUUGAGUCAACAUUUGUUGCUGCAUACGGGGGAGAGGAUUUAUGAGUGCGAUGUCUGUAAGAAAUCGUUUGCGCAGAAGGCGGGACUUACGUUGCACAGGAAGAUACACUCGGAGAAACUGCCGCCGCUUCCGGCUAAGCGCAUCGAUCACAUUCUGAAGGAGUUCACGAAAGAGUGAAGGGAAGACUUUAUUGUCAUUUUUUAUAAUUAAUUGUUAUUUUGAUUAUAAUUAUUUUUGAUAGAUGAUUGUAAUUUUGAUUAUAA
Molecule: messenger RNA, 2234 nt
Organism: Megachile rotundata (alfalfa leafcutting bee)
Lineage: Eukaryota; Metazoa; Arthropoda; Insecta; Hymenoptera; Megachilidae
Biological process (GO): regulation of transcription by RNA polymerase II
Cellular component (GO): nucleus
Molecular function (GO): DNA-binding transcription factor activity, RNA polymerase II-specific; sequence-specific DNA binding
Source: RefSeq, a predicted model, not a curated record